This is a messenger RNA of Sclerotinia trifoliorum, 3203 nucleotides long. The record is from the annotation of a GenBank genome assembly. NCBI's taxonomy places the organism in Eukaryota, Fungi, Ascomycota, Leotiomycetes, Helotiales, Sclerotiniaceae.
GAAUUUCGCCUCCAAAAAGUUUAUGCCCAUCAACAACGAGCCACGCCAUUCCAACAAAACAUAUUGAUAUCAAUUUGCGAAUGGUUGGCAACUUAUAACCAUGAGUCAAAAUAAUAGAAAAGCAAAGGGAAGAGGUAGAGGAGGACAACCAGGUUCGGGCGAUAAUUCCAGCAACAAUACCCCAAAUGGUGGUCGACCACAAUAUAUGACUGUUGGCUCUGGAAGUGCACCGGAAAGUGCUGCAAGACUACAAGCGCUCCUCGACAACGACUCAGGGUAUGGAGGUAGUGUGGCCGGUGACAGCUCGAACGGCAUGCCAUCAUGGAACCCUACACUGACCGAGGAUAGACCUACUCCUCCGAUGUCUGCUCUUCCCAGAGGACCGUCAAACGAAAUUUCAGAGAACGAGAGACGAUCGCAGGCAAAUGCAAUACAUCAACUGUGGUACAAUCAACAUCGUGUCACUCUUGGCAGAUCAAUCAAUCGUGUGGUGGAAACUUUGAAGUCGUUACAAGAAAUGAAUGCACAGUGGCCAGCGAUUUAUCCCUCAGUUCAGCGCGAUGAAGCUCAAAACCAACGACAGGACCCACGACCAGGCUUGGUACAUACCCAAACUGGUAUCAGGUCCUCAACACCUGAGCCUCGUCCUGGGCAAGUGCGACGUGCUAUGACAUCUAUUGGUGAGGGUAGCAGCAAUGCAGAGUCAAGUCAAGCGGCGGAAUCAAGAACCACUCCGGAACCUCGGCUCGUAACCCCACAGAUCGCACAAGAGUUUUCUAUCUUGAAGCUGGACUUGAAGUUGGGAGCUUUACAUCAAACCGAGUUGGUACAUUCGUUGGAAAAGGCUUCGAUCGCAUCUCUGCUUGAUGGAAAAAUUAGUUCAAGCAUCAACCAUUUACUUUCUCUACGAGAACGUAUCGAGGAUUCUUCGAGCAAGGUACUGGUAACCGGAGAUUUGAAUACUGGAAAAUCGACGUUCUGCAAUGCACUUCUCCGAAGGAAGAUUUUACCAGAGGAUCAACAACCUUGUACGAGCAUAUUCUGUGAGGUUUUGGAUGCGAGAGAAAAUGGAGGAGUUGAGGAAGUACAUGCGGUCCACAAGGAAACUACCUACGAUCGACACGAUGAAAGCACCUAUGACGUUUACACGAUUCAGGACCUGGAACAACUCGUUCUUGAUAACGAUACAUACACACAAUGCAAGGUCUACGUGAAGGACGUACGCACGAUCGAUGAGUCAUUACUGAACAAUGGAGUGGUGGAUAUUGCAAUCAUUGAUGCGCCUGGUCUCAACCUGGAUACUACGAAGACGACUGCGGUUUUUGCUCGACAGGAAGAAAUUGAUGUUGUUGUUUUCGUUGUCUCGGCUGCCAAUCACUUCACACAGACCGCGCGAGAAUUUAUCUGGGCAGCGGCAGCGGAGAAGGCAUAUAUUUUCAUGGUUGUCAAUGGAUAUGAUAAUAUUCGGGAUAAAGAACGAUGCCAGAAAAUGAUAUUGGAGCAAAUUCAAGGUCUAAGUCCUAGAACCUUCAAGGAAUCCUCUGAACUUGUCCAUUUUGUAUCAAGUAAUGCCAUUCCCACAGCUGCACUUGGUCCUCCUGGUCCACCGGGUGGAAGUGGUGGCGGAAGCGGUAGCUCUAGUGGAGGUGGAGGUGAUGGACCAGACUUCGACGACGGUUCGGAUUCGAAAGGGAAGGGUAAAGGCAAGGAUAAGGAAAAGAUUAGAGAUUUCGAGAUUCUUGAACAGUCACUGCGUCGAUUCGUUUUAGAAAAGCGGGCUAGAUCCAAGUUGGCUCCAGCCAAGACUUACUUGCUUAAUGUUUUAAGUGAUAUUCACAGUCUCGCCACGGUCAACUCAGAGGUUGCACAAUCUGAGCUAGAUCGUGUCACAAAAGAACUUGCAGAUCUAGAGCCGAUGCUCGAGGCCUCCCAAAAGGCGAAGGCUGAAGUUAGCGAUGAUAUUGAUAGAACUAUCGAAGCGACAUGUAAAAAUAUCUACGACUACACUCGCUCGACGCUCAACGAAACAAUAGCAAGAACAGCCGAUGGUGAUCUUGGAAUUCCAUAUCCAGGGCUGUUUGGUGCUUUCCAAUAUGCCGAUGACAUUAAGGAGGCUAUCAUGUCUGAAAUCUCCGCUACUGUUUCCGCCUGCGAAGAACAUGCCCGUCGUAAGACGGUUGAUGGUGUAACGCAAAUCAAGCAACUAGGCAUCUUACAUCUCGGUGAUGAGUACACAGACUUGAGCUUCAAAAGCGACAUUAUGUUCAAACGCAAGCGUGAUAUCCUUGCCAAGCACCUUGACAUUGAAACUGAAUUGUGGGAUUUCUUCGAUUUCUCGACUCUUUUCCAGCGACAAGAAAAGAUGGCUGGGACUGGUAUGGCGAUGACUAUCGCCACUGUUAUCGGCAGUCGUGCAAUUGGUGGUGUCGGAUGGGUUGAUGGUGCUCUGUCUGCCGCAAAGAUUAUGGGUAACAAUAACUUGCGCAGAUUGGCAGUGCCAGGAAUCAUCGCAGGAGGUAUGUUUUACGUGAUAUUUUCAAUUGCAUGGAUUCUCUUAUUAAUUCUUUCUAGCUAUUGCCGCAGCCUACUACGUCUUAAACCAAAUCCCUCAAUCACUUCCACAUCGUCUGUCCUCCAAGAUCUCCGCUCAACUUGCCGCCAUCGACUACGUACACUCUAACAGUGACCGUAUCUCUUCAUCAGUACGCAAGGUCCUUCGAUUCCCUGCUGAUAAUCUCCGUGUUGGUCUUCAACGUUCAGUUGAACAACUUGGAACCAAGCGUGAAGAGACCAGAAAGAUCAGAGGCGAAAGUGAAGUUGCCAGAAAGUACUUUGGAAACUUGGUCAACAAAAGUUCGGAGAUUAGAAAUAAUGUUGAGGGUGUGGAUUUGGAAGGACCAGCUCCAGGAGUUGCCGCUGCAUACGAUGCUUAGAUUCUUGUUAUACCCCGAUAUCUCUUUUUCCAUUAACGUGUCAAUGACUACUUUCGUCGGAUUAAAAAAAAUGGCGUUUUUUGAGCAAUUUACUUCAAAGACAAUAUGGGUUGUUGGAACAGAGGAUGGAUGGGAAGGUGUGGAAAAACAAAUGCGAGCGGCGUUGGUCGUAGGAUUUAGGAUUGAUUGUAUGGCGUGCCUAGGUAGCUACUUCGGAAUCCUCUCUCCACUUACUUUAUUCCGUAGAAUGAAAAGAAAAGUAAUAUUACA